AGGGGCGCUUCUCUCGCACCUCCUCACUGCACCGCGGAGCUGAGUCAGGUCAGGGAGCCCUUGGAGCACUUUUUCCAGAGACAAAGAUGGUGAAGAUUGGAGUUAACGGAUUUGGCCGUAUUGGCCGUCUGGUCACCAGGGCUGCAACCCUCUCAGGAAAAGCCGAUAUUGUGGCUAUCAAUGACCCCUUCAUUGAUCUGGACUACAUGGUCUACAUGUUUAAAUACGACUCCACUCAUGGCCGUUUCCAUGGCGAAGUCAAAGCUGAUAAUGGGAAACUCGUGAUUAAUGGACAUGCCAUCACAAUCUUCCAAGAGCGUGACCCUGCCAACAUUAAAUGGGGUGAUGCUGGCGCACAGUAUGUUGUGGAAUCCACCGGUGUCUUCACCACCACAGAGAAGGCCAGCGCUCACUUGAAAGGUGGUGCAAAGCGUGUUAUAAUUUCUGCCCCAUCAGCUGAUGCUCCCAUGUUUGUGAUGGGUGUCAAUCAUCAGAAGUAUGACAACUCUCUGAAAGUCGUCAGCAAUGCUUCUUGCACCACCAACUGCCUUGCUCCCUUGGCCAAGGUCAUCAAUGACAACUAUGGCAUUGUGGAAGGCCUUAUGACCACUGUCCAUGCCAUCACAGCUACACAGAAGACUGUGGAUGGUCCCUCUGGGAAAAACUGGAGAGAUGGCAGAGGAGCUUCCCAAAAUAUCAUCCCAGCAUCCACAGGAGCAGCUAAAGCUGUUGGCAAGGUCAUCCCUGAGCUGAAUGGGAAACUCACAGGAAUGGCUUUCCGUGUCCCAACUCCAAAUGUUUCUGUUGUAGACUUAACAUGCCGCUUGGAGAAACCAGCCAAAUACGAUGACAUUAAGAAGGCUGUGAAGGCAGCUUCCGAGGGCCCCAUGAAGGGUAUCCUGGGAUACACAGAGGAGCAGGUUGUUUCCUGUGACUUCAAUGGUGAUACCCACUCUUCCAUCUUUGAUGCAGCCGCUGGCAUUGCUCUCAACGACCACUUUGUCAAGCUGGUUUCCUGGUAUGACAAUGAGUUUGGAUACAGCAGCCGCGUGGUGGACUUGAUCGUUCACAUGGCAUCUAAGGAGUAAAGACCAGAAACCCUUUUUUCUUACAACUCGGCUCUGUGUCUUGCGGUUAGAGGCUCUCCAUUCCAUCAGCCUCUGAGGAAGUGAGAGGCUGGAAGAAACUUGAUGUUUCAGUAACACCUCCCCUCUCAAUAAAGUCAUCACUGUCUC
Messenger RNA from Elgaria multicarinata webbii, 1235 nucleotides. RefSeq names its product glyceraldehyde-3-phosphate dehydrogenase (gene GAPDH). NCBI's taxonomy places the organism in Eukaryota, Metazoa, Chordata, Lepidosauria, Squamata, Anguidae. The coding region runs from base 87 to 1088 and encodes 333 amino acids. Gene Ontology annotation, molecular function: glyceraldehyde-3-phosphate dehydrogenase (NAD+) (phosphorylating) activity; NADP binding; NAD binding. Gene Ontology annotation, cellular component: cytosol. The record is from RefSeq and is a predicted model, not a curated record. The transcript has 12 exons. Gene Ontology annotation, biological process: glucose metabolic process; glycolytic process.